AUGGAUCUUGCAGCAAUUACAGAAUGGACACCCACCACCACGGCAACUUCAACUACAUUGUCAACCAUUGCUGCAACUUAUGUUCCAGCUCUAGAAUCAAAAAUAUCUAAUGCUGUCCACACAUUAACAUCGAAAGGUUCAACCAUUGCUAAAGUUGAUUACAUUAGUGCUUCAAGAAUAAUCCGUGGUGCUCAAGCAUCAUUAUCAAUUAUUUCGGCUGAACAAGUACUUGCUACAGCCACUGCCAGUGAUAUACAAGCACAAGCAACACAAAUCAUUUGGCAAGCAACUGAGAAUCUUUUAGAUUUGGCAUGGCAAGAAAAUGUUUAUGCUAUUCCUCGAUUAAAUCGUGCUGCUAAUAUAAUAUUCUUAAUUGUUUUCGGUAUAUCAUUUGUCAUGACUUGUUUAGUAUGCAUUAAAUCUCGUUAUUGGUGGUUUAAUGUAUCUUGGACUUGUGGUACCGCAUUAGAAUUUCUUGGGUUUUUAGGUCGAGUCUUAUCAUUUAGUGAUAUGAAAAUAUUUGAUUAUUAUCUUUUACAAUUGAUUGCUCUUAGUAUAAGUCCAGUUUUCUUAAUGGCAGCAAUUUAUUUCUUAUUUGGUCAAUUAGUGGUUAUUCAUGGUCGUCAAUAUUCAUUAUUAAAACCAUUACAUUAUUCAUAUAUUUUCAUUACUUGUGAUGUGGUUUCAUUAGUGGUUCAAGCAGUUGGAGGAGGAAUGACUUCUAUAGCGGCUCAACGGUAUGAAGAUGUUGAUCCAGGAACUAAUACUAUGAUUGCUGGUAUUGCCUUCCAAGUGUUUUCCAUGACGGUAUUUUUAAUAUUUUGGUUAGUUUUUUGUUGGAGAAUUUAUUUCCGUGAUGUCAGUACCAAUGACAUUAAAUCUAGUCCCUAUGAAAAGAAAUCUUUAAUGACCUUUAUUAAAUUGUUAUUAAAUGGUAAUAAUCCCAAUAGGUAUAAACUUGAAGUGUUGGAUAAAUAUUAUAAUCCUGGUUAUAAAGAGUUACGAAAUCGUCCAUUGUAUAACUAUUAUACUCUAGCUAUUACAUUGGCAGUGAUUGUUGUUUAUAUUCGUUGUGUUUAUAGAGUUGUUGAAUUGUCAGAAGGGUUUAGAGGAUAUUUAAUCACUCAUGAAUCGUAUGUAAUGACAUUGGAUGCAGCAAUGAUUGGUAUUUGUUGUAUAAUCUUUUGGCUUUUCCAUCCACAAUUUGUAAUGGGAUCAAAUCUUGUUAUUGGACUUAGAAGUAUUGUCAAAAAUAAAGAUCAAGAAAUGGGGGACACUACCACUACCACUACCACUACCACUACCACAACCACCAAUAGUAUUAACAAAAAUAAUAAUGAAAUUGUUAGUGAUAAUGAAGAGUCAAAUUCUCAAGGUCAAAAUACUGUUAACGGUGAAUCUGAUCAAGAAUAUAAGGAAUGA
Molecule: messenger RNA, 1422 nt
Organism: Candida dubliniensis CD36
Lineage: Eukaryota; Fungi; Ascomycota; Pichiomycetes; Serinales; Debaryomycetaceae
Gene: RTA4
Product: Rta4p
Exons: 1
Coding region: 1-1422 (473 amino acids)
Cellular component (GO): plasma membrane; fungal-type vacuole
Source: RefSeq, a predicted model, not a curated record